This is a messenger RNA of Zingiber officinale, 1813 nucleotides long. Its product is annotated as DNA topoisomerase 3-beta-like. Gene Ontology annotation, biological process: DNA topological change. Gene Ontology annotation, molecular function: DNA topoisomerase type I (single strand cut, ATP-independent) activity; DNA binding. The transcript has 9 exons. Bases 101 to 1030 code for a protein of 309 amino acids. Gene Ontology annotation, cellular component: nucleus. Lineage: Eukaryota; Viridiplantae; Streptophyta; Magnoliopsida; Zingiberales; Zingiberaceae. The record is from RefSeq and is a predicted model, not a curated record.
ACCCACUCCUUCGGUUCGCCUCCAACGGAACCCUCUCCCAACUGUCGAUACGCUUCGUCGAUCAAAUUCCUCUCCAUAUAUUCGAUCCGAAUCGCUCCAGAUGGCGACCAAAGUUCUAAUGGUCGCGGAGAAGCCCAGCAUUGCACUGCCCAUCGCCACGGCACUUUCUGGUGGCCGGUUUUCCACAAGAAGGGGCAGUACUGAUGUGCACGAGUUUGAUGGAAAGUUUCUUAGCAGCAAUGCCCACUACAAAGUGACAUCUGUUAUUGGACAUGUUUUUAGCAUGGAUUUUCCAUCUUCAUAUCAGAACUGGGAAGUGACAGAUCCAUUUGAUCUUUUUGAGGCUCCAGUUUUGAAGUCAGAAUCAAACCCAAAGGCGCACAUUAGGAGGCAUUUGCAUCACGAAGCUCAAGGUUGCACCUACUUGGUACUUUGGUUGGAUUGUGACCGUGAAGGUGAAAAUAUAUGCUAUGAAGUAAUUGAAUGUACUGGCAUCCGUGAAACUGGGCCUGGAAGGAGAAUUUACCGUGCUAAAUUUUCAUCUGUCACUGAGAAGGAUAUAUUUAAUGCUAUGGAAAACCUUAUCCAGCCCAAUCAAGAUGAGGCUUUAGCUGUAGAUGCACGCCAAGAAAUAGAUUUGAAGGUAGGCGUGGCAUUUACUAGAUUCCAGACUCGUUAUUUUCAAGGAAAGUAUGGGAAUCUCGAUUCAAGAGUUAUUUCGUAUGGGCCUUGUCAAACCCCUACUCUUGGGUUUUGUGUGCAACGGUUUAUGCAAAUUACCACAUUCAAACCAGAAAAGUUCUGGUCCAUAAAUCCUUAUAUAAUUAAAGACGGCUAUGAACUGCUGCUGGAUUGGGAGCGUAAUAAAGUUUUUGAUUUUGAUAUUGCUGUGAUGUUCCAGAAGUUGGUAGCUAAUGAUGGUAACCUGAAAGUAAUUGAUAUUUCUACAAAGGAAGAGUGCAAACCUCGCCCUUGUGGGCUUAAUACAGUUGGCAUGUUGAAGGUACCUGCAUCCGCAUGUGGAUACUGAACAACAAUCAACAUGAGACUGCUAUACAUUUAAUAUCAAUCAAUGAUUGUCAGUUUGGACCUGUGAAUGUACCUUCUUCACUCAAAACUGUAAUAGAGAUCAGAGCAAUGCCACUUCUUCUUAAAUGUGCUGACUAGAACAUCUCUCACGCACUGACUCACAUCCAUCAUAAUUGGUGCAGACAUCCUGUGGUUUCUAGCAGAAUGUUUCUAUCUCAAGAUAAGAAGGCUUUUCUUGAAAUCUGGAAUCAAAAUAGAUAUUUGUCCAUACCUUUUGCAUCCAUAGAAGAACCUUAUGAAAUGAUAAUAUAUGAAAGCCUUCCAGUUGUGCUACGCAGAACCAUAAGUCCUAUGAUUAUCUUUUAUAUGUUAGGUUUAAAUUGAUUCCUCAUCGGUAUGUAAUACACAUUAAAUGUACAACAAACUGGUAAAUCUGUACUAAUUUGGGCCAGCUGCACAGGCUGUUGUAUGCACAUAACUUUCAUCAAUUCACCCAUAAUAAACAAAUGCCUUAAAAAUGUAAUUAAUUAGUGCUAUUUUCACAUUCUUAGUCUGAGUUUCGGAACAUUUUAAUUGUCUUAUAUUAUACAUAACCUAAAAUUGGACAACAACAAUCUGAAAAUUUUAAUCGUAUCAACGUUCAAGUCAUUUCUAUUCAGCAUUUUUUUGUUAGCAUCUAAUUUGAUAUUGCUUUACUCUGCUCUUGUUAUCAAAUGUCAAUUUAAAUUCUAAUCACUGGCGACAUUGAGAUCGUACAUUGGUUAUGAUAAUGUUGAACAAAUUG